Messenger RNA from Geosmithia morbida, 2328 nucleotides. Its product is annotated as ZnF RBZ. Gene Ontology annotation, molecular function: RNA binding. NCBI's taxonomy places the organism in Eukaryota, Fungi, Ascomycota, Sordariomycetes, Hypocreales, Bionectriaceae. The annotation marks the transcript as partial. Gene Ontology annotation, biological process: mRNA splicing, via spliceosome. The transcript is spliced from 5 exons. Gene Ontology annotation, cellular component: nucleus. The record is from RefSeq and is a predicted model, not a curated record.
GACAAGAAGAAGAAAAAAGAGUCAUUUUUAGCUAACUUCCCCCCGGGACGUCGAGACUACUCCAGGUCUCCUGCCAGACGAUACGACGACAAGAGGGACGGCUACAACACUGACAGGGACUCCUAUGCGGACGCCAACGAUAACAACUACUACCACCAUCGCCAUCGGAGGGACCGACACGAUUAUACUGGCAUGUACGACGACGAUGGCGGCGGCGGAAGCCAAGAAGAAGAGUACGCUUACUCCAAUCGUGACCGCCAUCGCUAUGACGACGACGAUGGCCGCUCACCGCCGAGGGGGCGCCAUCACCGCAGCAGCUACUCGCGUAGUCCUGUUCGAGACGCGGCUGGUAGGCCCAGCGACACCGUCAUCCUGGAGGGUCUACCCUUCUCAGUCUCCUCGAGCGAGCUUCAAGAGAGCCUCCUGAGGGACUCGAUGGCGGCCGACCUCCCGCCUUUCGAUGUGCGCAUCUCUUCUUCCAAGGGAAGCCGACGCGCAUUCGUUCAGUUUGAUUCAGUUGACAGCUCUGUCUCCUUCAUCAGGGAACACUUCCCCGAGAUCCAGCUCGAGCUUGCACACCCCACCGACGACGUUCCCGACGGUCGCUUCCAGGCGUAUAUUCACUACGCGCGGAAUCGAGAGGAUGGGAGCGACGCUCGUGUACAGCCAGGCAGCAACUGGACGUGUCAUUCGUGUGACUUCUCCAACUACCCCUCGCGCACAAAGUGCAAAGAGUGCGGUGCGCCCCCGUCAGCGCCGGACUGGCAGCAGAGCCUGACGGGCAUGACCGACGCUGCCGACGUGCCUUCGCAAAUACUGGUGGUGUACCCCCUAGCAAGCUUCGUCGACGAGGACAUGCUGGCGGCCGACAUGAAGCGUCUGGAGCGGGAGAAGCCAAAUCCGGUCAAGGACACGGCUUCCGACGGUGCAGCACCAAAGCUCAAAUCUACCGCCCCGACGGGCAACCCCUCGGGGUACGGUGCGCGUCCGGGGUCUCUCCACCGCGUUUUCCUCAUGCGCAACGCCCACAGCGACGAGUCCUUCAAGUAUGGAUUUGCCGAGUUUUGGGCUCUCGAGGACGCGAUGGCCGCUGUUGCCAAGUAUCGCGCUUCACGGUCCUUCACCGUGGCCGCAUGCACGGUGCACGUAUCAACCAUCCACAUGGGCGUGUUCCUCCCGGAAGACCGCGAGCUGACUCCGGAAACGGAACGCAUGUCGUUCAACCCGCUCUUCAACCCAGCCCUGCGCGUCCGGUACAAGGACUAUCGCGUGUAUCCCAGCCAGCGUGUCGUGACCGAAACCCCCCCGGGCGCCAAUAGCCAGACCGCCGACAAGCAACCGGCCGAGGACGAUGCAGCUAAGAAGUCCAAGAAGCGCAAGGCAGAUGGUGCGCCGGCCACCCAGGCGACGACGGCGGCCAAGAAGCCCGUCGUCAUGGCUGGGACGAUGGCCAUGUGGCAGCGCAAGCACGACGAGCUGCACGCCCAAGGCGCCGGCGGCACCUCUUCCGCUGCCGACGCACCGCCACCACCCCCCGUACCCAUCAAGAUUUCCCUCUCCAAUGCCAGGAUUGGCGGUGGUGGACCGACACCAGCUAUCGAGUCUCAGCGGCAGGAAGAGUCCAAGACCCCGGAGGAGGACCGAGCACCGACAGCAGGAGCAGUGAGUUACGUCGACCGCGACCGGCUCAUGUGCCUCAUCUGCAUGCGCAAGUACAAGUCCGUCCAAGAGGUGGACAUACACGAGAAGUCGCGCAACCACAAGCAGGCCACCGAGAACGAGGAUCAGGUCAAGGCCGCCCUACCACGGCUAGCAGCCCGAGAUAAGCGGCAGAAACAAAAGGCAGGGACCACCAACAUCGACGCCACCACGGAGUCAACGACGACGGCAGCAGUAGAUGCUGCUGCUGCUGCUGCUGCUGCUGCUGCCGAUGCCGAUGCGCAGCAAUACCGCGAUCGAGCCAAGGAGAGACGUCAAGUGUACAACCAGCCCAGGAAGCUCUCGUCCAAGCAGACCGACGGCACCGGCACCGGCACCCCUCCCCCACCUCCAGCGGCACCAGCACCGGCACCGUCCAAGGGAGCAGGCAUGCUAGCCAAGAUGGGCUGGUCAGCAGGUGCCGGGCUCGGAGCCAAGGGCGAGGGACGCACCGACAUUGUAGAGACGCACGCCUACCAGGAGGGUGUCGGUCUGGGCGCCGAGGGAGGCAAGCUUGGCGAUGCGGCUGAGGUGGCGGAACGGAAUACAAAGAGCAGUGGCAGCUAUGCGGAUUAUCUUGCCAGUGCGCAGGAUAAGGCGAGGGAUAGGUAUAAGAAGCUGGGAGGAUAA